Tilletiaria anomala UBC 951 is the source of this 640-nucleotide messenger RNA. RefSeq names its product DUF1754-domain-containing protein. Gene Ontology annotation, cellular component: nucleolus. Bases 107 to 517 code for a protein of 136 amino acids. NCBI's taxonomy places the organism in Eukaryota, Fungi, Basidiomycota, Exobasidiomycetes, Georgefischeriales, Tilletiariaceae. The record is from RefSeq and is a predicted model, not a curated record. The transcript has 4 exons.
CGUGUUGCUCGGCUCUUAUGUUAGGAGCACGCUGUGUAUGCAAUAUUAGACUUCUCCUUCAAGCGAGGCCUCGAUUGAUACGCUACGCACCGGGUGCUGCGUGAUCAUGCCGGCAGAUGACCUUUACGCUGUUCCUUCAGGUGGCAGCUUGAAAUUCAAGGGCUCACCGAGCAAAAAGAAGAAAAAAUCAAAGUCGUCUACAAGCAAAUCUGCUCGUGAGGGACCGUGGAAGACCAGCAGCGCGACGCUGAAGUCAAAGGGAAAACAGGCGGCAAAUGAUGAGGACGCCAAUGAGGUGGAUCUGGAGCCAGUCGACGAACAAGACCACGGCUCUUCUUCCUCAUGGCCAACGAUGACUGAAGCAGAGCGCAGGUUUGAGGAAAUUCAGAGGAAAAGGAUGGCCGACAAGGUUUCAAAGGAAGCGCGAAAGUCUCACAAGGAACGCGUCGAUCAAUUCAACGGGCAUCUGGCUUCUUUGACAGAGCAUUUUGAUCUUCCCAAGGUCGGACCCGGCUAGAUUGUCUUGCGCGAGGCCUUCUCCCCCGCUGCCGCCCCAUUUGUCCGCACCGUUUGUCCAUUUAUUUUCAUUAUACCUGUACUGAGCAUAAGCUGUAACUCAGGGCAAAGAUUAUCAAUUGGG